This is a messenger RNA of Rhea pennata, 2669 nucleotides long. RefSeq lists its product as uncharacterized. The record is from RefSeq and is a predicted model, not a curated record. The coding region runs from base 1 to 1203 and encodes 400 amino acids. The transcript is spliced from 11 exons. NCBI's taxonomy places the organism in Eukaryota, Metazoa, Chordata, Aves, Rheiformes, Rheidae.
AUGCUGGCGCUGGCGGCCGCGCUGGCGGCCGCGCUGGCGGCGCUGGCGGCGCUGCUCGGGGCGCGGUGGGCGGCGGCGCCGCUGAAGCGCUGCGUCCUCGGCUGCCUCCUGCUCCUCGGCCACGGCGGCUGGCGGCAGCGGGCGGGCGGCGGCUCCGCGGAGCCCCGGCGGCCGCGCACGCUCCGCUCCGACCCCCACGCGCUGGAUUCGGUUUACUUCACGGGCUUUGCAGAGACCAACAAGACUUUUGUGAUUGCUCGUCUUGCAAGACGUCCCGGCAGCAUCUGCGAAAUGUGGCUCUUCCUCCGAGUGGACAGAGUAGGAGAGUUCGAACACCCGCAGCAUCCAAACAUGAUGGUGAGCGAUGAGUCUGGAGAGCACUGGCGUGGCGGAGGGCUUGCCAUUGAAUACCUGGAGCCCCAAAACUGCUGGAAAAUCAGCUUCGAGGGACUGCUCAGAAAAGGACCCUAUCGGCAGCAGUGGAGCGAAGAGGAAGGUGAACUUGUACCAGUUAAAUUCUUCCUCCACUGGGAGAACUUCACAGAAGUCUUUAACUUUAGCGUCGACAGUCACCCCCGCACACUUGCAAGUGCUCUGGCUGAGGAACCAUGGAGCAUCGAGUUCUUCCGAAGGGUCAAAAAACAGAGGGAGCACUUCCGUCAUGAGCAGUGGGGCCAGUCAGAUGGAGAAAUUGAAAUAGGAAAUCAUGAGAAAACAAAACUUUCCCUCAAAGGUGUUCGGAGCCACUCUUACGGUAUCCGGAACUGGUCUGAGAUUUACCGUUAUGUCAUGAUUUUGGCACGCUUUGAGGACGGGACUGCCGUACAUUUAACAGUUAUUAAUAUGCCAGCAACCACAACUAACCUCACUGUAGGCUACGUCUUUUUCCCCGACGGGAGGAAGGCCGGGAUUGAGUGGUCCAAUGCCUCGCUGGCCCAGAUGGCAGACGACGGGGUUAUCGAAGAUGAAUACAGAGUCAGUUUUACUGCCGGUGGCAAGUGCUUUGAUGUUUCUGCCACGCUCGAUAAGCAAGCUUGCCCUGUGGUGUACAACGGCCUUAGCGGGAGCGGAGUGUUUCACGAGUGCAUUGCCGAUUUCCAACUGAACGGGUUAACGCCAGGCUGGGGCUUGGUGGAGUUUUAUUACAGAGAUGAAGCUGCCCGGCCGGUUCCUCACUUGUGGCUGGGCUCGGGAGCCGAAUGAGCCGCUGCAUCCGCGAUCGGCCGACUGCACCGGCCCCAGCACUUCAGACUCCCUCGGCAGCAGCCGGGCGCCGGGGUGGAUUUUCGGGAAAAGGCCGCUUCUCGCAGCAGCACGUUUAGCAGGUAGCAGGACUUGCUGUGACCUUUUCUAAUGGCUUUGGGAAUUCAGGUAUGUAGUUGAGCUUAUCCCAGCGAUGUUAGCAGGCAGCAGCUUUCCGACUAUUUUAUUCCCUGCAAAAUGCACAGUUUGGAGAGUGGAGCUCCUUGUCACAGGAUCUUGUGGAGGCCAAGAGGAUAAACAGAUCUGGAAAGAAAUUAGAUAAAUUUUCAGACGUGCUGCUGCUAACUGUGCUUGUCUGGAGGCAAUUUAAAGGCAAUCUCCGAACAGCUGAUUGCAGGAAGUGUGCACAAGAAGGGAUCACUCUCCGCUCUGUCUGCUGGCACUUUUCUUAAGGUAUCAACUGCUCCCCAAGGUGAAGACUAGGAAACUGGGUUACAUGGAUCUCUGACCCAAUUUAGCAGUUCCUUGGUUCUUUCAGGUUUGUUUUUGGAAUAAAAGUUCCAUCUUUGUGAACUCUCCGGUAGUUACAGUCAUUAAAAAAUGGGCAUAAUCUCCUAUAACUGUGUAAGAGGUUGAAUUAGGAGAAGUAAGAGAAAGCACAUCUGAAUGAAGUGUCCUCUAACACAGAGGCCAACAAAGUCAGUGACACAAGCACAUUUUUCCUCUUGUCUGCAGAGAAGCCAGGGUCCAGUAGCCCAGAUUAGAAGAUGGUCUGAAUUUCUCCUCAUUCACUUAAAAUCAGAUGCCAUACUUACCACAACAUCCCUCAUAGUCCCUGGUAGUAGCUGGCCCACAGUAACUUCAGUCAAUUCUGCUUAGGCUGCCGCUGAGAAAGUUUUUGCAACUUAUAUAGCGACAUUAUAUGCAAUAGCAAUGUUAUAUGUGGAAGUCCCUAUGUGUCUAGUGCUUGAAUGCAGAAACACUGAGCCUGCACCUGCAACGGCGGCCGCUGCACGUUCGGACUGGGACGCGUCGUUACACAGAGGGCUCGGGGCGGAUCGGAGCGUCGCGGGCUCCCGGAGGGGUACAGCCCACCCGGCCCGUCGUUCCUCACGGCUGCGGUGUCCCGGUGUGCGAGCGGGAGCGUCGGACGGAGCAGAAUAAUUUCCUCCCAGAGGGCUGCGAAGGAGUUCCCUGGUUUGAUGUCCGAGGCUGGUAGGACGUCAGAGGCUUGGUGUGAUGCGAGGGGCUGGUAUGAUGCCAGAGGCUGGUAGGACGUAGCAGGCUGGUGUUACCAGAAGUGUGUUCUGGACCUGUGCAUGAGGACAGAGACAUUUUUCCUCCUUUAUAUUGCUGAGCGCUUUGAUUUCCUUCCAUUUCUUUCACUGCAAUCGCCUGUCACUGAGCAAUACUCAAAGCCAGUUGUGCCAAACCAGUGGAAUAAAUUGCCAUUUUCUAAUUAUUAA